AUGCCUUCUCUCGCCCCUUCCAAUGGCGGCGUCCAGAACGCCAACGAUAACAUCACCCGCUUCAACCCUCCUUCCCGCCUUUUGAGCCCCCUCGAGCAACACACUCUGUUCCACAACAAGACACGAUGCUUUGUAUACGGAAUGCAACCCCGUGCCGUGCAGGGUAUGCUCGACUUCGACUUCAUCUGCAAGCGCAACUCCCCCUCCGUUGCCGGCAUCAUCUACACCUUCGGCGGUCAAUUCGUCAGCAAAAUGUACUGGGGAACCAGCGAGACCCUUCUGCCCGUCUACCAAGACGUUGGCAAGGCGUUCGCCAAGCACUCUGACGUUGACACUGUCGUCAACUUCGCCUCUUCCCGAUCCGUCUACAGCUCCACCAUGGAGUUGAUGGAAUUCCCCCAGAUCAGAACCAUUGCUAUCAUUGCCGAAGGUGUCCCCGAGCGAAGGGCACGUGAAAUCUUGGUUGUUGCCAAGGAGAAGGGCAUUACCAUCAUCGGUCCUGCCACCGUUGGUGGUAUCAAGCCCGGUGCUUUCAAGAUCGGUAACACUGGUGGCAUGAUGGACAACAUCGUUGCUUCCAAGCUCUACCGCAAGGGCUCCGUCGGCUACGUCUCCAAGUCUGGUGGUAUGUCCAACGAGUUGAACAACAUCAUCUCCCAGGUGACCGACGGUGUUCACGAGGGUGUCGCCAUCGGUGGUGACCGUUACCCCGGAACCACUUUCAUCGACCAUCUGCUCCGUUACCAGGCCGACCCAGAGUGCAAGAUCCUGUUGCUUCUCGGUGAAGUCGGUGGUGUGGAAGAAUACCGCGUCAUCGAAGCCGUCAAGCAGGGCGUCAUCACCAAGCCCAUCGUUGCUUGGGCCAUUGGUACUUGCGCCAGCUUGUUCAAGACCGAGGUUCAAUUCGGUCACGCUGGAGCUUCCGCCAACUCUCACCUCGAGACCGCCGUCGAGAAGAACAAGACCAUGAAGGAUGCCGGAUUCUACGUCCCAGACACCUUUGAAGAUCUUCCUCAGGUUCUCGGUGACUUGUACGAGCAGCUCGUCUCCAAGGGCACCAUCACUCCCCAAAAGGAGCCCGUUCCCCCCAAGAUCCCCAUGGACUACUCGUGGGCCCAAGAGCUGGGUCUCAUUCGUAAGCCCGCCGCUUUCAUCUCCACCAUUUCCGACGACCGUGGCCAGGAGCUGCUGUACGCUGGUCUCCCCAUCUCCGAUGUCUUCCGGGAGGACAUUGGUAUCGGUGGUGUCAUGUCUUUGCUCUGGUUCCGUCGCCGCUUGCCUCCUUACGCUAGCAAGUUCCUUGAGAUGGUUCUCAUGUUGACUGCCGACCACGGUCCUGCCGUGUCUGGUGCCAUGAACACCAUCAUUACCACUCGUGCCGGCAAGGAUCUGAUCAGUGCUUUGGUCUCUGGUCUGUUGACCAUUGGUUCUCGUUUCGGUGGUGCCCUCGAUGGUGCCGCUGAGGAGUUCACCAAAGCCUUUGACCGGGGUCUCAGUCCUCGUGAAUUCGUCGACACCAUGCGCAAGGAGAACAAGCUGAUCCCCGGUAUCGGCCACAAGGUCAAGUCCCGCAACAACCCCGAUCUCCGUGUUGAGUUGGUCAAGGAGUACGUGACCAAGAACUUCCCCAGCCACAAGUUGCUCGACUACGCCGUUGCUGUCGAGACUGUCACAACCUCCAAGAAGGAUAACCUGAUUCUCAACGUCGACGGUUGUGUUGCUGUCUGCUUCAUCGACUUGAUCCGCAACUCUGGUGCCUUCUCGGCCGAGGAGGCUGAGGACUACCUCAAGAUGGGUGUCCUGAACGGUCUCUUCGUUCUCGGACGUAGCAUCGGUCUGAUUGCUCACUACCUCGACCAGAAGAGACUGCGCACUGGCCUGUACCGUCACCCAUGGGACGACAUCACCUACCUGCUCCCCAGCGUGUCCAAGGGCGCUCCUGGUGCGGAGGGCCGUGUCGAGGUCAGCCUCUAA
Messenger RNA from Talaromyces rugulosus, 1974 nucleotides. RefSeq lists its product as uncharacterized. Gene Ontology annotation, molecular function: ATP citrate synthase activity. The record is from RefSeq and is a predicted model, not a curated record. Lineage: Eukaryota; Fungi; Ascomycota; Eurotiomycetes; Eurotiales; Trichocomaceae. Gene Ontology annotation, biological process: fatty acid biosynthetic process; acetyl-CoA biosynthetic process; tricarboxylic acid cycle. The transcript has 5 exons. Bases 1 to 1974 code for a protein of 657 amino acids. Gene Ontology annotation, cellular component: cytosol.